Molecule: messenger RNA, 2446 nt
Organism: Pelobates fuscus (common spadefoot toad)
Lineage: Eukaryota; Metazoa; Chordata; Amphibia; Anura; Pelobatidae
Gene: TRIM13
Product: tripartite motif containing 13
Exons: 2
Coding region: 187-1416 (409 amino acids)
Biological process (GO): innate immune response; protein ubiquitination; positive regulation of macroautophagy
Cellular component (GO): cytoplasm
Molecular function (GO): zinc ion binding; ubiquitin protein ligase activity
Source: RefSeq, a predicted model, not a curated record
UGGGAUGUCUGGGUAGCAGCUCCUGCUAUGACCUGGGCUGGCAUUGCACAGGCUGGGGGAGUGCACAAGCUGGAUUCCUAUGAGGGAGAAGAGGCUGCUGCAGAGAGCAUGCAGUAGGUGCUGCUGAAACCCCCUGCCUUUGAAGGGUUAACCCAGGAACUCAGAUUUUGUGUCCAGAGCUGCUUUAUGAAUGUGAUGGAGAUGCUGGAAGAAGAUUUGACGUGUCCAGUCUGCUGCAGUCUUUUUGAAGACCCACGUGUUUUGCCCUGUUCACACAGUUUCUGUAAGAAAUGUUUGGAAGGGAUUAUUGAAGGAAAUUCCAGGAAUAUGUUAUGGAGGCCGUCCUCUUUGAAGUGUCCAACCUGCCGUAAGGAGACUUCUACAACGGGCGUUAAUGGCUAUCAGGCCAACUAUUUGCUGAAAGGGAUUGUAGAGAAAUACAAUAAAAUUAAGGUUUCCCCAAAGAUGCCCGUGUGCAAAGUGCACAGCGGACAACCUUUAAAUAUGUUUUGCUCAACGGAUCUAAAACUCAUCUGUGGGUUCUGUGCCACCAGUGAGGAACACAAAGGUCAUACGUUUUCCUCAAUCGACAAUGCUUACAACCAGGAGAAGAGUUCCGUCCAGUCUCUGCUAAUGCAAUCCGAGAACUGGCAUUGUGAUGAUGUGCUGUCCCACCUUAAAACCUUGGAAACAAAUAAAAGGAAGGCUCUCCAUUUACUUUCUAUGGAUUCGGAUAAAGUAAAGGCCUACUUUGAAAAACUGCAACAUGUCCUGGAGCAGAAGAAAAAUGAGAUCCUCUCUGAUUUUGAAACCAUGAAGCUGGGUGUGAUGCAGGCAUACGAUCCAGAAAUCAACAAACUGAAUGCUAUUCUGAAGGACCAGAAAAAGGCUUGCGAUAUUGCUGAGGAUUUCAAGGAGAUAUCUGACCCUCUUCUGUUCCUACAGCAAGUGCAGGAAUUUAGGGAGAAGAUAAAUAUAAUCAAGAAAGCACCAUUACCAUCAGUCUCUGAUGUGACAGUAAGCCCAUCUAUGAAGAAUUUUGAUACUAGCAUGUGGGAUACCGUUAAACUUGCAGAUGUGGAUAAACUUAGUUUGCCACCAGAAUCUCCCAAGAAAAAAUAUAACAUUCGGCUAAAAUUUCCCUUUCAGGUGCUGUCUAUUAGAGUCCUACUUCUUUGCCUGGUGGUGACAAUACUUGUUUCAGGUUUCUUCUAUGACUAUCAUCUGAAUGUUCAUGAAUAUAUAGAUUCAGGAUGUUGGUAUCUAUCGACCAUUACAAGAAAGGCCACUGACCACAUUUCCACUUUCUGGAAUCUGACUUCAAAAGAAGUAUUUGACAUGAGUGAAAGAUGUCAGACAUAUUUCGUGGCAUUUGUAGAACAUGUGGCCGAAUUUGCUUGUAAAUAUAAACUAUAAUCUCUGUAUGUGUGAAAAUAAAUAUUUUUGCCUCAAUCCAAAUGCCACUGACAUGAAUUUUCAUCAGAUAGUAAAAUAUCACUUGUCGUCACCAGACAUUUUAUUCCGAGGUGUUACUAAUUCUUGUAUUACAAAGUAGCAGAACAAUGGGCCAUGUAGCUCAGUUCCAACUUAAACAAAAAAUAAAUAAAUAAUCUUUUGGUUAAAGUAACCUUUCCUAUCAUGGUCCCUGAUCCCAAAAGGAAAAAAAAGAAAGCUAAAACUCACCUUACUUUCCAGUGCGGUGGCCAAGUUCUCCCUCCGUUCAUUUCUCCUUUUUUUAUGUAACUCACUGUGCUGGAGGGUGCAGAUGCUAGGUGGUUUUAGGCUGAGGGAGGACAGGAGUGUCGCGGAGGGUGGAACCCUGCAGCUAUUGGCUGUCUGUCGCCUGGAUCCCUAAGGUUAGGGAUAUGAAUUUUAUUGUUAGGUGUAGUAUAACCUGAAUUUUAAUGUAUUAAUAAUAUGGCAAUUUUUCAGUGUAUGCUCAGAAUAUCAGCCAGUGGACAGGAUAUAAACCAUAAUCAAAUCACAGUAUUCUACAAUCCCACCUCAAGUGCACUUGGCUCACGCAGUAAUAGUCUUCUGUAAAAGUAAUUUUAUUUACUUUCCAAAUUCAGACUAAUUUGUAACCUUCAUGCAGGAAAAGAGUUUGUCUCUUCAUUUAGUAUUUUUUUUAUUUUUUAUUAUUCACGAGAACCUCAUAGCUAUUAUGUACAGUUCAAACAUGCAGUGUAUAACUUCCUAUUAUCUAGCUAAAUGUAAAACUGUUUUAUACAAAUUCAAAAAUCGUUUGGAAGUUUGCUGGUUUGCCAGAUAUGAAGAAGAAACACACAGUCCAUCCCCAAUGUAAUUUCUUAAUUCUGUAUAACCAUUAUCCAGUUUGUGUUCCAGAUUUUCAAAGUGUUAAUGGUUAAGAUAGCCUAUUUAUUUAAAUGUGAAACAAACUGUCAGAUAUUGUGAUAGCUGCUGUUAAACCCACUGUAGCAGUCGU